This is a messenger RNA of Sclerotinia trifoliorum, 2908 nucleotides long. Lineage: Eukaryota; Fungi; Ascomycota; Leotiomycetes; Helotiales; Sclerotiniaceae. The record is from the annotation of a GenBank genome assembly.
GUAUUGUUGGUAGUUCAUAUUUCGACAAGUACUCUUGACUCUUGACUUGUGCAGUUGUUCGUCAGCCUAGCGAAACUUGUCACCCUAUUAAGGGAUUCAUCCAUUCAUUCAUUGUUGAACUAGAACCUCUUGCGUAGUACAGACACAGAGCAUGAAAUCAACCUAUUUUGCUUUACUCUACAAUUUGCAAAUCAAGAAAACUCAAGUACUUUCUUUCUUUCUUUCUUUCUACUUGGUAAAUCAGACUUCCAAAGAGUCGAAGACGAGUCAUCCAUCGACUUGGGUACUAUAUUUACUUGUACUACCUACCAUUCAACAUUCAAAACGCGCACGCAAACGCAAGGCUUCUGGCAACGAGAUCCGCCACGCUAAGAAGCAUCCAACCCAACAACUUCCGUACUUCAGCCUCUUUACAAUCGGAGCUUCCAAAAGCUCGGCUUCUUCAACUUUCAACCAUUCCCCACGUUCAACAACAAUUUACAAUACUUUUACACAUCAGGCUGUGCAGCUUUGCCUGCUACAGUACUUCGGUGAGGGAAAAUGCCUUGCUUCAAAGGUAUUGCCGUCAGUGUCCAUGCCGAAGGAUCACCACUACCUGAGUAUGGUGUAAUUAAACAAUCAAGAUUCAGUCGUAUUAACACAUUCAUCCCCGUGCCCCAACCAAAGAUUCCCCGCGAUUCGACCACGAACAAGCCUGAAGCCGCCAAAUUUGCUAUCUCAAUUACGUUGUUAACACCAGGUCUUCCGAUCCCUUAUAGCACACCGAAAGCAACUCCUUCGAACCCUUAUCCUCAACCCCAAACUGUUGCUGGCUUGCCUGGCUUUGGAGAGAAGACAAAUUUCAAUGGUCAAGUCGGGCCCUACAUACCAAUCACCAAAUCGGAAAAUGAAACAAUCGCUGCAUACAUCUAUUUCGAUGGCAGAGCAAAAGAAGAAGUGGCAACGCUUUUACGACCAAGCGAAGAGACAUGGGUAAAUUCUCGAUGGGUGCAGGUUCCCGAUUCUGAAGGAGGGGGAUUAGCUGAGCGGGAAUUCUUGUUUCGUGAGGUUGGGUUAGAGCGAUGGUUGAACGGACUUGAUCUCGAUGGACAAGAUGCAGCUGCAAGGAUCGAAAAGCGUCGACAAAAGUUCGAGAAGCGUCGCAGGCGCAGAAGGGAGGAGAAUGGCAGUGACGACGAGCUCGCAGAUAUGAUGACACCAAGAAAGCGAUCAACAGCACGAGAGGUUUUACGAUAUGGAGCAGAUGAACAAUCGCCCGUCGAAAAAGUUUCAGAUGACGACAGCUUCAGCUCUGACUCAGACGGCGAUGAUACCCUACCAGAAGCUGCAGGACAAAUCAAAGUUGCUAUGUUUCGAGUACUUGCAUCUGGAGAAAUCAAGCGCGGUGAAUACUCUCCACAGUUCGAUGCCCAUGAUGACGACGAGGAAGGAGAGAAGGGCAAUGCAGAAGGGGGAGAUGGAGCAGAUGUUGAUCACACCACAAGUUUUGCAAAACCAAAGACUUUGGAUCCAAAAUCUAUUAGCACACAGACUGUCACUGGCAUAGACGGGCCUGACAGACCUUUUGCGGUAUUCACAUUCUUCUAUCGAGGCGAGCGUAAGUUUUAUCACUAGUUUUAUCACUGAUUUUAUCACGACCCCACUUUCUAACAUGUUACCACAGGCCAAUUGCAAAAGAUGGGCAUUUUACCAAAUUCGAAGCAGGAAAAGAUAACCAGCAGUGCUACAAAACGACGAUCAAGACAAUUGGACUUUGGAAAUCUGGCUCCUCUGAAGUCUACUGGAACUGUUGGAUUUUCCGCCUUUAGAGAUAACGAUACCUCCGCAAAGCGCAACAAAUCUGGAAAGAAGAGUAAUGGUAACACUAAUUUGAUGGAAGACAGUGAUGAUGAUGACGAUGACGAUAACAGGGGGGUAAAGAUGGAAGAAGUGGAUGAUAAGGAUGACCCACAUAAGACUUUGAGUACAGAAGACGCAAAGUUUCAAGGAGAGUUAGCAGAUGGAGUCGGGCGAAUCAAGGUACGGUCAUCUUAUUUGUUUGUGACCUGGGUAUACUAACGUCGAUUCUAGUUGAAACGCCAACAUUCCGGCGGAAAUUUGAAUACCAAUUUGGGCAAAUCUCCUAACUCGGCCAGCAACACGUCUGGCAAUGCUACUCCUGCUACCAAUGGAGACAACAACAGUUUAACUUUACCAAACAGUGUACAUGGAGGAAGUCUUACAAGCGACAACUUUGUGGGCAGUCCUAUGAAGAAACACAGAGCGAGCCUUCUCGGUGACGAGUCUCUAGAGAAACGACUAGCAGGAUACUCAAGUGGUCUUGACGUUGUAGCAGCUGCCGAAGCUGCACAGACUCCCCUUCCCGAACCAGCAAUGAAGGAUGUUGAUGAAGAAGAAUUAUGAUGGCUAGGGGCCACAUAGGAAGGAACACAAAGGAUUUUGAUAUAGACAUCAUGGCAUGAUGAUCUCUACGCUCAUGAGUGUCCCAUCUACCUCUUAAUCUAUCUGAUAGAUUGGAAAGCGAAAACAAGCAUGGCAUGACACGCAGUGAGCGAUAUUUUGUUUUUGGAAGGAAAGGCAGGCUACAAAUAUCAUCAUAUCACAUGAAAAAUAUGAUUUUAUAUUUGUUAGUCUAAGCCUUCACAUAAGAUACUUGUUUCUAUGGAUUGACUGUUUGUUUGCUACGGCGCAGCGCGUCUUGUAAAGUUGUUCUAAUACCCCGCGCGCCUGCACUAUGGUUUAAUGACUGCCUUUAAAGAUGGGUUAUUCGGUGGCUGCUUGGCAACUGCUUCACAGACUGCUUCACGGCGGACGGAGGCUUGGGCGAUGUUUAUUACUUCUUCGAGGAUGGGGAUAGUAGGUAUGCUGGUGAUCAGACAGAAAACAGAUGAGAAGAAUAAUAUCAAUA